Molecule: messenger RNA, 312 nt
Organism: Zymoseptoria tritici IPO323
Lineage: Eukaryota; Fungi; Ascomycota; Dothideomycetes; Mycosphaerellales; Mycosphaerellaceae
Exons: 2
Biological process (GO): GPI anchor biosynthetic process
Cellular component (GO): glycosylphosphatidylinositol-N-acetylglucosaminyltransferase (GPI-GnT) complex
Source: RefSeq, a predicted model, not a curated record
AUUCUCGUCCGGCGCGGGUAUCAAGAGGAAUCCCUGCUGGUCAUCCGUGGACUGGGCGUGCAGACGAGUUCGGCGGGGUCGACAUAUAUCCCGGGCACGAGUUCGACCCGGUUCAUACCGACGAGUGCGAUUCAGGAUGUGUUUAUUCACGAGGCGUUCAAGGGGUUUGAGGUGAGGUUCUACUUGAGUAUUGUGGUGGAAGGGGAAGGGAUGGUCGUGGUAGUGUUUCCGACCAUCUUGCCACGAAGGGAGAUUCUGGAAAAGGUCUGGAGAGGGACGAGGGCUUGUCUUUAUGAACCCAAGUCGGAUUGA